Ficedula albicollis (Collared flycatcher) is the source of this 468-nucleotide messenger RNA. RefSeq names its product keratin-associated protein 6-2-like. The coding region runs from base 1 to 468 and encodes 155 amino acids. The record is from RefSeq and is a predicted model, not a curated record. The transcript has 2 exons. NCBI's taxonomy places the organism in Eukaryota, Metazoa, Chordata, Aves, Passeriformes, Muscicapidae.
AUGAACUCACAGAGGCCAAAGGGAGCAGGUGCUCACUUUCCACAUCUCAGUUUACCUCAAAGUGUUAACUAUGGUUGUGGUUAUGGUUAUGGUUAUGGUUAUGGUUAUGGUUAUGGUUAUGGUUAUGGUUAUGGUUAUGGUUAUGGUUAUGGUUAUGGUUAUGGUUAUGGUUAUGGUUAUGGUUAUGGUUAUGGUUAUGGUUAUGGUUAUGGUUAUGGUUAUGGUUAUGGUUAUGGUUAUGGUUAUGGUUAUGGUUAUGGUUAUGGUUAUGGUUAUGGUUAUGGUUAUGGUUAUGGUUAUGGUUAUGGUUAUGGUUAUGGUUAUGGUUAUGGUUAUGGUUAUGGUUAUGGUUAUGGUUAUGGUUAUGGUUAUGGUUAUGGUUAUGGUUAUGGUUAUGGUUAUGGUUAUGGUUAUGGUUAUGGUUAUGGUUAUGGUUAUGGUUAUGGUAGCCAAGGUAAAAUAAUGUAG